Girardinichthys multiradiatus is the source of this 5277-nucleotide messenger RNA. It is a transcript of the gene galnt12, whose product is annotated as UDP-N-acetyl-alpha-D-galactosamine:polypeptide N-acetylgalactosaminyltransferase 12. The coding region runs from base 514 to 2247 and encodes 577 amino acids. The transcript is spliced from 10 exons. The record is from RefSeq and is a predicted model, not a curated record. NCBI's taxonomy places the organism in Eukaryota, Metazoa, Chordata, Actinopteri, Cyprinodontiformes, Goodeidae. Gene Ontology annotation, cellular component: Golgi apparatus.
GCUAAUUUAACAAUUUGAACUUCGAGUGAAAGUAAAAUGUUUGGAGAAGUUGAACUGUUGUGUACAUUUGAUUAAUCUCAUUAUGUAAUUUACUCGUUAUUAACGAAACCAAACCUUGUCCGUUCUAUUUUAUUUGACCUAGAUUUGCUUUGUCUCUUAGUUUGUCAGCUAACAGCCAGUCCAAGGAGAUCAUUUGCUCGGGUCUAAUCCGAGUGUGUUAAUCCUUUCACACUGGACCAGGACAGGAGUUGGAAGACGUCCAACAGGAGGAGUGUCUAUAAUCCUAUCGGCCAUGAAGUUAAACACAUUGAGGUUCCGGGUAAAUAAGUAACAACAUUAAGGCUAUGCUCAGCUGGGACUCUUGAGGACUCACAAAAACUUUGAACUUUCCGUGGAAGUAUGCGGGGUUAACUCACAUCUAGUAGGGCAGAGCAGCUCUACUAGAGUCCAGCCGGUUUGAAGGGGCAUGAAACCCCGACCAAACUUUGGUCAUCCUGGCAAAGAAGCGACACGAUGGCAGCGUGCGGAAGAAGAAGUCGAACAAAAUUGCUUUUUUGCCUUUUUGGCGUCACUUUGUUGGGGUAUCUACUAUUUUUCAGACACCCAUCCGGGGAGGUCAGCGCUGCAAACCGACGUGAAGGUCCCAGGGACGGAGAUGUGGACAAUGAACGGCUUAAGAGGCCCGUGUACGAGAAGCCCCCGCUGGAUCCAGACGCCUUGGGUGAAAUGGGAAAAGCUGUUAAACUGAGUUUGAACAAGGAGGAGAAAAUGAAAGAGGAUGCGAGCAUCCAGAAGAACCAGAUUAACACGUAUGUCAGUGACAGGAUCUCACUGCACCGCAGGCUGCCAGAGAGAUGGAACCCACGUUGCAGAGAUCUCAAGUACGACUACAGGUCUCUGCCGACAACCUCUGUGGUGAUCGCUUUUUACAACGAGGCCUGGUCUACCCUGCUGAGGACGGUCCAUAGCGUGCUGGAGACUUCCCCUGACAUCCUGCUCAGAGAGGUGGUGCUGGUGGAUGACUACAGUAGCAGAGAUCACCUAAAGAAGCCAUUGGAGAAGUACCUCUCAGGGUUGAGGAAGGUGCGUUUGAUCCGAGCCACAAAGAGGGAAGGGCUGGUCCGAGCCCGGCUGCUAGGGGCGUCCAUUGCCACGGGUGAUGUGCUGACUUUCCUGGAUUGUCACUGUGAGUGCCACGAGGGCUGGCUCGAGCCUCUGCUCAAGAGGAUAAAAGAGGAGCCGACAGCCGUGGUGUGCCCCGUCAUUGAUGUGAUAGACUGGAACACCUUCCAGUACUUAGGGAACGCUGGUGAACCUCAGAUUGGUGGGUUCGACUGGCGGCUGGUCUUUACCUGGCACAGGGUGCCAGAACAUGAACAGAAACUACGUAAUUCGCCAACCGAUGUCAUCAGAUCUCCUACCAUGGCAGGUGGUCUGUUUUCUGUGAGCAAGAGCUACUUCCAUUACCUGGGGACAUAUGACACAGGGAUGGAGGUGUGGGGUGGAGAAAACCUGGAGUUUUCUUUUAGAAUUUGGCAAUGUGGGGGCAGUCUGGAGAUCCACCCAUGUUCCCACGUGGGUCACGUGUUCCCCAAAAAGGCCCCUUACUCACGGAGCAAAGCGUUGGCAAACAGUGUGAGGGCAGCAGAGGUGUGGAUGGAUGAGUACAAGGAGCUCUACUACCACCGCAACCCCCACGCACGACGGGAGGCCUUUGGAGAUGUGACCGAGAGGAGGAAGCUGAGAGAGAAUCUGGGCUGUAAAAACUUCAAGUGGUAUCUGGAUAAUGUUUACCCUGACAUUUUUGUCCCAAGUGAUCGGCCGGGCAUGUUUGGAAUGCUAAAGAGUCGGGGAAAGACCAACCACUGUUUUGACUAUAACCCUGGUGAUGAGGAGGUGGUAGAAGGCCAUAGGGUCAUCCUUUACCUGUGUCAUGGCAUGGGUCAGAACCAGUUUUUUGAAUAUUCAGUGGACGGGGAAAUCUGUUAUAACACAAGAGAACCUGCUGGAUGUGUGGUGGGCGACAACAUCAGCACUUACCUGACUGUCCAACAUUGCAAGAAGCGAGGACAACCUGUCCCCAUGGACCAGAAAUUUGUUCUUCGACAGGAUGGGAGUCUGUUCCACGUCUUGAGCCAGAAGUGUGUUGAAGCAGUGGACAAGACCGACAAUGGGAUACCAGCCCCGGUUCUCCUGCCCUGCUCUGACAACCUUCGUCAAAAGUGGUUUUUUGAGGAGAAGCUGUAAACCUUUAACAUACGUGGAAUAUCUCAGCAGCUGAGGAAACCUCUGCCCCCUUCUUCCUAUCAAAUUCCUCACGUUUCAUGCAGUAACAUUAAACUUCAUUCCUUCUAAAGCACUUUGUGUAUAAACAGAUCAUAGGAAUUCUGACGAUUUGUCAACGUGAAAACCUGGUCUAGGACCUAUUGAUCAUCUAAACUACAUAAUGAUGGGGUUCUGUUGUUUUUUUUUCCACUGCUGCUGCAGUUUUUUAAAAGAGACUGUUUUAACUUCCUUUUUGCUUUUUGAAAACAGGGAUAAGGAAACGCAAACAUGCAUCAAUCUGACAGAAGAGCUUCUCAUGAACUAGUGGCUGGGCUGACAGAUUUUCAGAGCACAUCAUCACUUUUCUUUCUUGAUGUUUGAAUUUUCUCCUGUAGAGGGGGCUAACACUCCUCUGAGUAUUUGUGCCAGCGUCUCCUCUCUUUGUCAUGUGACAGUGGGAAAAAUAUUCAGAUGUUUAAAUAGGAACCUUUUAAAAAGGUUGACUGAUUGAUGAUUAUAGCAGGGACUUACAGGAAAAAUCAUAGAUUGCAGGAAUCAUGCUGGUGCAUAACCACAUCACAUUACUACUGACAACAUGGGAAACAACACUGUUUCUCAGCUUUGAAUUGUUUAAUGUCACAUUUUACUUGAGGUGAAAUGGCAUGGGUCGCAAUGUUCCUUUCAGACGUUUCCUUCCACUCAUCAUCCACGUUGAAUGUCAUAUCACUUUUGGGCUUUUAAUUAUUUGUUUGAACUGUUCUUUUAUCGGAGUGACCUAUAAUACAACAUGUAAUGUCACUGGUUUUAAAAAUAAGAGUUAGACUGAGUUUAUUUUGGGUUUUCUCACACAGGGUAAACGUUUUUCACACAGAUAUUUGGCUAAAUGUCCCUCAGCAAGUUGCAGACAAACAUACUUGUUUGUUGCAAUCAACAAUCUCUGGGUGAUAUUGGACUGUUCCUCUCAUCAGAAAUGUUACAGCUCAUUUAAAUUGGUUGGUUUCCUGGCAUGAACCUGACUUUUAAUCAUAGACCAUAAAUUUGCAAUAGGGUUGAGGAUGGGGCCACAGUCAUGUGUUUCAUUCCUUCUAAAACCUGUUUUUAUGUGUGUUAAGGAUCUUUGCCCUGUCUGAAUUGGAAUUUCUACCAUAUAUCUGUGGUUUAAGGUGAAGUUGAAGAACUGGAAGUAGUUCUCCAUCUUUUUCUUACACUCACUUUGUGCAUUUCCAAUACCAAUGACAUUGUAGCAUGCUGCCACCUCCGUGCUUCACAUUUGUUACAGUGUAUCCUCGUUAUUUUGGCCAAACAGCUCAAUUUUUGUCUCAUUUGAACAUAAGACAUUCCCCCAGAAGGGAUUUAUGUGGCAAAGUCCAGGCGUGCUGGAAGUUGCAUCUUUCUUCUUUUGACUGGUUGGAACCUCAGAUAUUCCUGGAUCGUUCCUAAACAUCCUAACCAUUUCCAGUUCAUUAUAUGGGUUCAGAUUAUUGAAACUUGGACACAGUAGGGUGUUCCAGUAAAAUGAUGACGCCAAACAAGCUUCAAAAUUGGUUUUAGAUUAGAUAAAACAGGUGAAUAUUAAGCUUUUGGAAUGCCCUCUCCAAAGCCUCACCUCAAUCUUGUUUAAAAAGAUGUGUGAUCUAUGAUUAAAAGCCAGCUUUGUGCAAGGAAACCAAGCAAUUCAAAUUAACUCUGCCAAGAAAAUGGUCAACUAUUGAGCUACAAUAGUUGUUGAUGGCAACAAAAAGCUGCCAUCAACACAAAACCAACACAUUUAAUGCAUUGUGACCUUAUUACACCUGACAGUGUCAGUAAUAAAGAAAUCCGAAUCGUCACGUCAGGCUUUUUGAAGAUCGGUGAUCGUUUUUUUACUUUUGCACUAAAAUUGUGACUCUUGCACAUCGUAACACUAAAACUAGGCCCUUCUUUUCAUUUGGUAACAUGUAUUCAGCAGUGGUCUAGUAAUAUCAAUGUAUACCUUAAGAUAAAAUGAGGAAAAUAGUGCACAUCACUAAAAGCAAUGUCUGAAAAUACAGUAUAAAAGGCAUUGUAAACCGAAACUUUAUGUUGCUUCCAGAGUUUUGGCCUGCAAUGUAUGCAUGAAUUUGAGCUGAUUUGAGAAAAUCCACAAUGAAAUUCAAACUUGGGCAGCCAGUUCUUGUUUUUAAUAACCUCUGAAAUAGUUUGUUGUAUAAUCAUCCCCACCUUGUAGAAGAACAGUUCAAAAUAUGACAUUAAAAUCCCAAAAUUAAUACGAUUUCUGACCGUAAUGACUAAAUUUAAACUUCUGAGUUGAACUGUUAUGGCCUGUUUAAUGGCUGAAAUAAUGAUCUUAAAUUCUAUCUAUGCUACAUAGAUAUGCUUUAGUUUUGUGUUUCUUUAAAUCAUCAGGUCAAAUUUGUCAUAACCAAGUCACGUAAUAUUGGUUGUGUACCAAAAGCACGCACCAAAAUCUGAAUAGAAUAGGAAUAGUGUCUUCUAACUCUUGCACUUGUGCCUUUAUAGAUAUAAAACGUUUUGUCACAUGUCAAGGGAGGGAAAUGCCUUUAUGUUUAUUUUGCCACUCUGUAUAGUAAAAAUCUGUUUAGUCAGGAUUGUAACAAACUGACUGAUCUCCAGACAUUGGCACGGACAUGGGGUCUUUUCAUUGUGAGUACAAGUUCUUACGCUCAUGGGUCGUACUGAUGUGAAAACAGACGCCGCUGCAGCUUUCAGCCGUCAGAACAGACACCUAGUCUGAGCUGGAGUCUCUGUUACUUGUGUGGCUUUCCCUCAGGCCAUGUGGAGGGAAACAGCAGAGGGGUAGACAGUUGUUGGUGUCUCCAGUGUGCCACCAUGCCAGAUGGCUUCCUGAUUGAUUUUUUUUUUUGGGCUGCUCCAAAUUCUUUAUCACAUCUUUUCCCCCUCUGUAUGUCAUACGAUUUGAUAUUUUGCACCUGUAUGUACGCAUUUUGAGUUUUGAUUUAAAGAAAAUAAUCAUCAGGAGUCCAUUUUUGAUAAUGGAUCUGAGUGAAUGAA